Mangifera indica (mango) is the source of this 744-nucleotide messenger RNA. RefSeq names its product thioredoxin F-type, chloroplastic-like. NCBI's taxonomy places the organism in Eukaryota, Viridiplantae, Streptophyta, Magnoliopsida, Sapindales, Anacardiaceae. The coding region runs from base 28 to 597 and encodes 189 amino acids. The record is from RefSeq and is a predicted model, not a curated record. The transcript is spliced from 3 exons.
CUCCACUCCAGCACACCUCUAAAGACGAUGUCUCUCCUCCACCUCCAAUUCUCCUCUUCCUCCUCCGCCGUUCGAUCACCGCUUUCUCUUCCGUCGAAAUGCCACACCACCGCCAGCUCCACCCAGUCUUCCUUUCACUCCUCCUCCGCCUCCUCAAAGAGCUCCAAAAGCUCCUCGUUGGCGGUAGCCUCCUCGUCGAUGAAACAUCAGGUCAACGAUGGUUCGAGAUUUAGAGUCAGGUCGAGCUUAGAUACUGUGGAACACACUGUGGGCCAGGUUACCGAGGUUAACAAAGACACCUUCUGGCCCAUCGUUAAUGCCGCCGGCGACAAGACGGUUGUUCUCGAUAUGUACACCCAGUGGUGUGGUCCAUGCAAAAUCAUGGCUCCAAAAUUUCAAGAAUUGUCUGAAAAAUACUCUGAUGUUGUCUUUCUAAAGCUUGACUGCAACCAGGAGAACAGGCCAUUGGCGAAAGAGCUUGGAAUAAGGGUGGUUCCAACCUUCAAGAUUCUGAAAGACAAGACGGUCGUAAAGGAGGUAACUGGUGCCAAAUUUGAUGAUUUAGUUUUUGCCAUUGAAACUGUUAGAUCAAGCUGAAUUUUUUUUUCUACUUGUUCUCUGUAAACUAUUAUUACUAUAAUGAACAAAAUGUGGACCUGCAAAAUAGCUGUCUGUUUUUCUUAAGUAUGUAUGUAUGUAUUUAGCUCACGUUGAAAUGAUGGAAAGAAAAUAACUGUUUGUAUC